CGUCUCUUAUUAUCCUCAUUAUCUCGAACCUUAGAUCUGAAAAGCGGCAUUUCAUAUUUCAUUCCAGUACAACAUGCAAUUGUUUUGAUGCGCCUAGUGGCACGUUAAGUCAAAAAUAAUCGGUCCCGAUCAGCGCAAAAACGCGGUAUUCUUUUGUCUUGAUGUGGCCAGAGACGGAAUGGUUAAAAAAGAACGCGAUGGUUGCUUCACCCACCUUCUCACCCUCCUCUUACCCACCAUGAUGACCCCGCCCGUGACCUUCGUGCUACCCGAUCUCAUGGCCGGAUGGCCUUUCAAGACUAUGCCUAAUCCUCACGCGACGAAGAUUAAUGCAGAGAGUGCAGCGUGGGUCCAGAGCUACGACGCCUUCAAUGCCAAGGCGCAGAGGACCUUCGACAGGUGCAAUUUUGGUGCUUUCGCCGCCCUCGCGUACCCAAAGGCCGAGCCCGCCCACUACCGAGCCGCCGUCGACCUCAUCAACUAUUAUUUCGUCUACGACGAGAUGAGCGAUGAGGAGAGCGGAGAAACUGUGCGGAAACAAGCUGCCGCUAUCAUGAAUGCCGUGCGAAAUCCUUACGCGCCGCCUCCUCCGAACGAGCACAUUCUAGGCGCCAUGGCACGAGACUUUUGGAUCAGGACUCUUGAAGAAGGCCACGCCAGUGCAUCCACCGCCAAACGUUUCAUUGAGGCCUUUGAACAGUACACCGACUGCGUGGCACAGCAAGCCGAGGACCGUGAUAUCGGCCGCAUUCGUCCAAUUGAAGAAUAUCUCGCGAUGAGACGUGGGACUGUUGGUGUUAGGCCUUCAUUCGACUUCUUCAUGCUUUCAGAAGAUCUCCCCGAUGAAGCAGUCAAACACCCACAGAUUGAAAAGCUGGUCUUGUGUGCUAUUGAUAUGAGUAUCCUAUCAAACGACAUAUACUCGUGGAAUGUGGAACAGGCCCAUGGCGACGAAAAUCAUAACAUUGUGUCCGUGACAAUGGCCGAGAAGGGUAUGACUGUCCAGGAGGCAAUGGACGAUGUCGGGAAACGCUACGAAAAGCUCUCCAAGGCGUUUUUAGACGAUAUGAAACACAUCCCAAUGUUCCCUGAGCCAGUGAACAGGCACCUACACGAGUUUGUGAUGUUCCUGGGAAUUUGGGUGACUACCAACGAUGAGUGGUCCUUCAUUACUCCACGCUACUUCGGCGAGGCUGCUCCCGAAAUACGUGCUCAUCGCACAGUGGAGCUUCUCGCCAAACGCAAAUGAGGGUGGGUUAUUACCAUGCUUCAAGAUUCGGCAUUCGAUUUUCACAAUUGUAUCAUUUUACACAAUUUUUAUACCGUACGAGCUCUGUAUAUGCCGUGUUAUUAUAGAACCAUUUAGAUCUUAGGAGUAUCACU
Molecule: messenger RNA, 1383 nt
Organism: Desarmillaria tabescens
Lineage: Eukaryota; Fungi; Basidiomycota; Agaricomycetes; Agaricales; Physalacriaceae
Product: terpenoid synthase
Exons: 4
Coding region: 179-1249 (356 amino acids)
Source: RefSeq, a predicted model, not a curated record